AUGAAAUUCUCCGUCAUUCUCCCUCUUCUCCCCCUCCUAGCUGUCGCAUCUCCCACCUGCAAACCAUCAUCCCCAGGAGAUAGCCUCACCGCAGCCCAAAUCGAAGCCGUCGCGCCCAAAUCCUCGUCGUGCGCGAACCCCGACGAAGUCGCACCAGAGGAGUGCGCAACAGCCGCGCAGGCCGCGCCCGCGCUUACAACCGCGUUCAAGAAAUAUGGUGUAACCUCCAAGGCAGAGCAGGCUGCUGUUCUUGGUCUGAUUGCAAUGGAGAGCGGCGAGUUCCGGUUUAGCAGGAACCAUUUCCCUUCCCCUGGUGUUGAGGGAAAAGGAACACGAAACAUGCAAUCCCCUGACUUCAACAAGGAGUAUGCGGCCUCCAUCGAUGCCCUGAAGGAGAGGUUUGAAGCGGUCAAGAGCCAGCCUGGGAAGGUGCUGGAUCUGCUUCUCGAGGACCCGGCCGUUGAUUUCGGGUCUGGUUCUUGGUUCUUGACUACGCAGUGUGAGGACAGUGUGAGGAAAACCCUCCAGAGCGGUAGUGAGGAAGGUUGGGAGGGGUAUAUUGUUGACUGUGUGGGCACGGAGGCGAAUGAGGAGAGGAAGGGAUAUUGGACCGCUGCUGUUAAGGCCUUGGGGGCUUAG
This is a messenger RNA of Aspergillus puulaauensis, 639 nucleotides long. RefSeq lists its product as uncharacterized. The coding region runs from base 1 to 639 and encodes 212 amino acids. The transcript has 2 exons. Lineage: Eukaryota; Fungi; Ascomycota; Eurotiomycetes; Eurotiales; Aspergillaceae. The record is from RefSeq and is a predicted model, not a curated record.